UGAAGAAUGUUUCAACUGAUUAGCUCAUAGAUGAGAGGCUAAAAUGGGUCCUCAAACACGUGCGCUGAAGAACUAGUAUGGGCUAGAAACAGCAUUGGCUCCAAAAUAGCGGGUAAUUGCUGGAACCUGAAGACAACAAAAACGUUAUAAAUGUUUGAUUUUGAACUCUAAUCUCAGGUGGGAAAAAAAAAGUUUUAUCAACGCGAGAGAGAGAGAGAGAGAGAGAGAGAGAGAGGUUGAAUACAGACCCUAAUCCCUCUCUCUGUCUCUCUAAAUUUGACUGAAAUUACCAAAACCCUAAAUUUUAGUUCUGUUAAAGAAUGAGCAGCCAGGUGGUUCCUCCUCCUCCAGGUCUGAAGAGAAACAGUCUGACUCAGAAGCGAGGUCCUUCCACAUCCUCCAGGAAAUCUUCAUCGUCCCUCUCGGCAUCUGAUAAUGGAACCGUUAACAAGCCAUCCUCUCCUCCACCCCAAUCGUGUGUUUACCUCUGUUGUUGGCGGAGAGCGAACCGUGAAGAAGUUAAGGUUGUCAAAAGCUCUCACGAUACCUGAGGGCACCACUGUCUCUGAUGCUUGUCGGAGGAUGGCAGCUCGACGCGUCGAUGCUGUUUUAUUAACUGAUGCUAAUGCUUUGCUUUCUGGGAUUGUUACAGACAAGGACAUUUCUGCCAGAGUAAUAGCAGAGGGAUUGAGACCGGAGCAGACGAUAGUAUCAAAGAUUAUGACAAGGAAUCCUAUUUUUGUUGCGUCUGAUUCAUUAGCUAUUGAUGCUCUUCAGAAGAUGGUCCAGGGCAAAUUCCGACACCUUCCUGUUGUGGAGAAUGGCGAAGUUAUUGCAUUGCUGGAUAUUACAAAGUGUCUUUAUGAUGCUAUAUCCAGAAUGGAGAAGGUGGCUGAACAGGGGAGUGCAAUUGCUGCUGCAGUUGAAGGGGUGGAACGUCAAUGGGGAAGCAAUUUUUCUGCUCCAUAUGCUUUUAUAGAAACACUGAGGGAGCGGAUGUUCAAACCUUCUUUAUCUACUAUCAUUGGCGAACAGACCAAGGUUGCAAUUGCUUCACCAUCAGAUCCUGUCUAUGUUGCUGCAAAAAGAAUGCGGGAUUUGCAGGUUAAUUCAGUUAUCAUUGUGACAGGGAACAAAAUUCAGGGGAUACUCACUUCAAAGGAUAUUCUCAUGCGAGUUGUGGCACAUAAUAUUUCUCCUGAAUUAACCCUAGUGGAAAAGGUAAUGACAUCAAACCCUGAAUGUGCAACAUUGGAGACAACAAUUCUUGAUGCAUUACAUAUAAUGCAUGAUGGGAAAUUUUUACAUCUUCCUGUUGUGGACAAGGAUGGAUCUGCUACUGCCUGUGUAGAUGUUCUGCAGAUAACUCAUGCUGCAAUUUCUAUGGUUGAGAAUAGCUCUGGGGCUGCUAAUGAUGUAGCAAACACAAUGAUGCAAAAGUUCUGGGAUUCUGCCCUAGCAUUAGAGCCCCCAGAUGAUUAUGACACUCAAAGUGAAAUGUCUGCAAUAAUGACAUCAGAUGGGACUGACCUUGGGAAGUAUGCUUAUCCACCUGUCGGUCUUGGAAAUUCAUUUGCCUUCAAGUUUGUGGAUCUCAAGGGUCGAGUGCAUCGUUUCAAUUGUGGCACUGAGAAUUUAGAUGAGCUUACAUCUGCUUUACUACAAAGGAUUGGGGUUAGCCUUGGUCAAGAACAUCCUCAACUUUUGUAUGAGGAUGAUGAAGGUGACAAAGUUUUACUCGUGACUGAUGGUGAUCUCAUCAGUGCUAUUAACCAUGCUAAAACAGCAGGAUUGAAGGUUCUAAAGUUGCAUCUUGACUUUUCUGAUUCAAGUCGGCCAAUAAGAUCUCAGCCAGAUACAAUGACAACCCAGAGGUCUAGAUGGGGGUCUUUCCACUCUGCUAUCCUGGCAGGUGCAGUUGUAUUAACAGGCAUUGGUGUGCUGGUUUACCUAAAGCGCUCAAAGUUGUGAUGUGAAUUUUUCCGACUUUAUGAAUUAAAGGUAUUGGGAGCUUGAUCAUUUUAGGGUUCUACCAACAUCUGAAUAUAUUUUGUUGGGCAUAGUUUGCGGAAGGAAACAAAUUUUGCUGAAAUCAGCGUUAUAUUGUAUUAAAUGUAGAGUACACAACUAGCAAUGCCCAUUAUGCUUUAACCCGCAAUGCUGUUGCAAUGCAAGCUGGGCUGCAUUUUUGCGCACAGGAAAUAAUUUGACUGAUAAAAGCUGGAGUCUAAUUUCUAGUUGUAAGCAUGGGUAAUUCAAAGGUAAAUGAUAUCAUGGAUUCAGGUCCACAUAAUAUUGUAAAGUUGAUUGUCUUACACGUGUGGAGGGAUGAAUUAUAUAAUAUCUUUUUUUCUUUAAUUUGAGAUCAACAUAUAAUGUAUAAACACUUUUCCAUU
Molecule: messenger RNA, 2396 nt
Organism: Ricinus communis (castor bean)
Lineage: Eukaryota; Viridiplantae; Streptophyta; Magnoliopsida; Malpighiales; Euphorbiaceae
Product: CBS domain-containing protein CBSCBSPB3
Exons: 14
Coding region: 436-1971 (511 amino acids)
Molecular function (GO): protein binding
Source: RefSeq, a predicted model, not a curated record